This is a messenger RNA of Alnus glutinosa, 2460 nucleotides long. RefSeq lists its product as uncharacterized. Gene Ontology annotation, biological process: protein K48-linked deubiquitination. NCBI's taxonomy places the organism in Eukaryota, Viridiplantae, Streptophyta, Magnoliopsida, Fagales, Betulaceae. Gene Ontology annotation, molecular function: cysteine-type carboxypeptidase activity; K48-linked deubiquitinase activity; cysteine-type deubiquitinase activity. The record is from RefSeq and is a predicted model, not a curated record. The transcript has 12 exons. Gene Ontology annotation, cellular component: cytosol; cell periphery. The coding region runs from base 163 to 2292 and encodes 709 amino acids.
UCUCUCUCUCUCUCUCUCUCUCUCUCUCUCUCAGCCUGCUUUAUAAAUCUGUCUUUUCUCUCUCUCUCUCUGACGACCAAUUCAUUCGCUGCCUGCGAAACCGAAAACGAUUGCGUGGACCGGAGGUUCCCGAAGCAUUCCAAAGCCAAAUCGCUCAUAGAAAUGGCGUCGUCGACUCCUCCCUCCGAAGAGCCACAGGAGCAGCAAGUGAAGGAGUGCGUGUACAAGACGAAACUCAUUCAGUUCUUGGGACGCACCACGCCCAUCGUCCUACAAAACGACAAUGGCCCCUGCCCUCUCCUCGCCAUCUGUAAUGUUCUUCUGCUAAAGAAUAACUUGGAUUUGAGUCCAGAUACAGUGGAAGUCUCACAGGAGAAAUUACUUUCACUGGUUGCUGGAAGAUUAAUUGAUUCCAACAGUAAUUUAAAAAAUAAGGAUGCAGGCUAUGCUGAAAAUCAACAACAGAACAUUGCUGAUGCAAUUGAUCUACUUCCUCGACUUGCAACUGGCAUUGAUGUAAAUAUAAAAUUCAGGAGAAUAGGUGAUUUUGAGUUUACUCGAGAGUGUGCCAUAUUUGAUCUAUUGGACAUUCCAUUAUAUCAUGGCUGGAUAGUUGAUCCACAGGACAAUGGUACUGCUAAUGCUAUUGGGUUAAAGUCCUACAAUGCUCUUACAGGAGAGCUUGUAGCCCUGGAAACACGAAAUGUGGAGGGUGCAUGUAAGGACAUUCCUGAAGAAGAUUGUGUUGAUUUUGCCGCUGCAACAACUGCAACUCUAGGUGUUCCUUCUCCAUGCCUUUCAAAGGCUACAUCUUUUGAUGAGUCUCCGCGCUCACUCUCUGAUCACCAGAAAGUAAGAAAAGGAGACCUUGAAGAAGAGGCAGAGCUUUUGAGAGCUUUGAAUCUGUCUGAGGCUGAUACGGCAACUUCAGUAGGUGAUACUCUUGUAGCCAAUACUAAUGGAGGGACUCUGUCUGUCAGUUCCUAUGAAAGUGCGUGCCUUAAGGGGGUUAUGCCUGUAGAUUUGGUGGAUAGAUUAGACAAAUGUAUUGGUCUUGAUGACAACAAUUUUCAUAAACCGGAACCAUCCGUAUUAGAUGACUGCAAAGCCACAAGCAAUGACAGUGAUGCGAUGUUUAUAAAAAAUUUACCGGGGCAAGCAUUCAGUUUAUCCUCAAAAACUGAUGUGGGAGAUCACCUUGAUCAGUCAACUUCCGUGGAAUCUGAGGAACAUAUCCUUCAGAAUAAUGUGGUUGAGAAUACCGGUGUUGACACAUUGCUCCAAAGUGGAAGUGCCCUUUCCCUUUCUCCUGGAAGAGGAACUGCAUCUUUGGAUGAGAGUCAUACGGAUAUUUCUAGAGGGGGUGAAGAAGUUAAGAAGCAAUCCAGUAUUACAACUAAUGUUCAUGAAUCUGCAGAUAAGCUAGGUGGGUGUAGCACAACAGAAUUAUCAUGCUUAUCUUCACCAAAUGCAGAUUCAGAUUUAUUGAGGGGAAGAAUUCAGCACAUAGAUGCCUCCAAAGCUUUGACCUCAAAUGUUGAUGGCAGUGAGCCCAUAUAUGAAGGAGAGGAAUGUAUAUUGGAUUCAAGAACUGCGGUACUUGAGGACCGGGAGCCUGUGUAUGAAGGUGAGAUGAUUCUUGCAAAACAAGCUGACAAAAGCACCAUAGAUGCCGGUAAUGCUUGGUCCAAGGAUGAAAUCACUCCACAACAAGGUGAGCUGAUCCGUAGUUUUUUGAAGAACAAUGCUAGUCAGUUGACCAUUUAUGGCCUUUUCUGCUUACGAGAAGGUCUUAAAGAACGUGAACUUUGUGUUUUUUUCCGUAAUAAUCACUUCAGCACCAUGUUUAAGUUUGAUGGUGAACUUUAUCUUCUUGCUACAGACCAAGGUUACAUAAAUCAGCCUGAUUUGGUAUGGGAAAAACUAAACGAGGUCAAUGGGGAUACAUUGUUCAUGACAGGCAACUUUAAGGAAUUCAAGGUAGAAAGUCGCUCAAAUGAUGGUUGGGAUGAACAUAAUGUUAUGGCCAGCACUGCUGACUAUCUUGCCAGCAUCGAUAGUGCAGCUCAAGCGGGUUUGAAUAUAAAUUCUGAUCUGCAAUUGGCAAUUGCUCUACAACAAGAGGAGUUUGAGCAACAACCACAACGUCAUAAUUCGCAGCAGCAAUCAUCCAUUGGCAGUUCAAGGCUGGUCACUGGUCCCCAGGUGGCAAGAAAUAAUGGUAGGAACCCGCCCUCAUCCUCAUCCUCCAAGCCCGAAGCAAAAUCAAAAGAGAAGUGUACUUUGAUGUGAAAUCUGCACGCAGGCAGUUGGGAAGUAUGUUGUAAAUGGUGUGUUUUCCCCUUUGUAUUCCAUGCUAUUAGUCAACCGUAUUCGCCGUAUAUGUGAUUUUAAUAUUUUUUUUUUUUACUGUAAAUAAUGCAAGUAUAUAGUACCACAUGGCUAGGCCCUCGAUCUUCA